CCCUCGCAAAUGGCACAGACCAUCAUGAAGGCUCGAUUAAAAGGAGCACAGGCAGGUCGAAACCUCCUGAAGAAAAAAUCUGAUGCCUUAACUCUUCAAUUUCGACAGAUCCUAAAGGAGAUCAUAGAGACUAAAAUGUUGAUGGGUGAAGUGAUGAGAGAAGCUGCCUUUUCAUUUCCUGAGGCCACAUUCACAGCAGGGAACUUCAGCACCACAGUUAUCCAAAAUGUAAAUAAAGCCCAAAUGAAGAUUCAAGCAAAGAAAGAUAGUGUAGCAGGUGUUACUUUGCCAGUAUUUAAACAUUAUCAUGAAGGAACUGACAGUUAUGAACUGACUGGUUUAGCCAGAGAUGGGGAACAACUGGCUAAAUUAAAGAGGAAUUUUGCUAAAGUAGUGGAACUACUGGUGGAAUUCACCUCGCUACAUACUUCCUUUGUUACUUUGGAUGAAGCUAUUAAGAUAAUCAACAGUCAUGUAAAUGCCAUUGAACAUGUCAUCAUUCCCAGGAUUGAACAUUCCCUUGCUUAUAUCAUCACAGAGCUGGAUGAGAGAGAGCAAGAAGCAUUCUAUAGGUUAAAGAAAAAUACAGGAGAAGAAAAAGAUUCUCAAGGAAAAAACUGA
Eptesicus fuscus (big brown bat) is the source of this 621-nucleotide messenger RNA. Its product is annotated as V-type proton ATPase subunit D-like. The record is from RefSeq and is a predicted model, not a curated record. Lineage: Eukaryota; Metazoa; Chordata; Mammalia; Chiroptera; Vespertilionidae. Gene Ontology annotation, cellular component: proton-transporting V-type ATPase complex. Gene Ontology annotation, molecular function: proton-transporting ATPase activity, rotational mechanism. The transcript has a single exon. The coding region runs from base 10 to 621 and encodes 203 amino acids.